Planococcus citri (citrus mealybug) is the source of this 1404-nucleotide messenger RNA. RefSeq names its product retinol-binding protein pinta-like. The record is from RefSeq and is a predicted model, not a curated record. Gene Ontology annotation, cellular component: membrane. The transcript is spliced from 6 exons. Bases 446 to 1351 code for a protein of 301 amino acids. Lineage: Eukaryota; Metazoa; Arthropoda; Insecta; Hemiptera; Pseudococcidae. Gene Ontology annotation, molecular function: phosphatidylinositol bisphosphate binding.
CCACAACAUAGAGUAGAGUAGAGUACGUAUAUUUCGUAUAAACACAACUCGAUGACAUUCAAUAGUCCAGGUCCACGCCACGAUCGUCGUUCAGAGUCCCACUAACACAUUCCCUACUUACAAGUGUGGCCGAAGCCGAACCGCGUCGCGAUGCAACAAAACUGGAAUAUUUACUAAACCAGUUUUCCCAUCGACUAAAUAGGCGUCAGCGUCACUUCACACAGAAUCAGAAUAAGAGAAUAUCAACUAACUGCCCAGUACCAAGGGCAACGCACCAGUAUUGUACUUUUACUUUUUUUUUUCCUAAAAAAAAAACCAAACACACGCACAUACUUUGUUAAUAAUUUUUUGCUAAUUUGUUCUCAUCGUUGCCGAUGAUUAAGUGAGUGUUAAUUUAUCAAAUUUCGAGUUCGAUUCGCGUCUGUGGUGAGUGUGUUACAUCAUAAUGCAGCAAGAGGUAGAAAAAGCGUGGAAAAUUUCCGUCCAAGAUGAGCUAAUCAGAAAUACUCAACUGAAGAUGCAGCAUAUCGAUGAGAUUCAGACGUGGAUUCGGUCCCAAUCUCAGCUGCCAAAAAUCUCAGACAACCAAGUGAUCCUUUUCCUUCACGCAACUCGUUACAAUCUUGCCGAGUCAAAAAAGCUCAUAGAAACUUACUACAAAAUGAGAACCCAAUACAGACACUAUUUUGCUGAAAGGGAUCCUCUGAACGAGAGCAUUAUCAAAGCCUUCAAUGUAGCCCCUAGUGUGAUACACGGUAAGGACAAUUUAGGCAGACGAAUACUUUGGUCAAAGUUACUCGACACAGAUCCUCAACUUUAUUUCCCUACCAUCGCCACCAAAGUAAUGUACAUGGUUUUGGAUGUCGACCAGGUGGAGAAUGGCACAGUUCCUGGGUAUACUUUGGUACUCGAUGGUAAAGGAUUCAGUUUUAGUCACGCGAUGAGAUGCUCGUUCACAAAUGGUCGUCAAGUAGUAGCUUAUGUACAAACAGCUUCGACGGUGAUAAUAGAAAAAGUAUACUUAUUGAACCUAACGUCAGCCUCAGAGAAACUUCUCUACUUGCUCAGACCUUUCAUACGAUCAGAGCUCUUAAAUAAGAUAACCACUUGUACAGAAGAUAAGAUAUCUAAAAUAGAAGAAAUGAUACCAAAGUCUUCAAUUCCCUCGGAUUAUAACGGAGAAGCACCAUCUAUUAAAGAACUAACAGAGGAACAUUUGGAGAAAUUGCAAUCUUAUCGAGACUGGUUUGUGCAAGAAGAAAAUCUACGUAUGAAAGACGUCAAGUCGAUUCCGUCGAAUGAGACUCCAUUAGAAUUGGAAGGAACGUUUAAUAAUUUAUCGGUUGAUUAAAUUCAUUAUUAUUUUUAAAGGUUACCACAAAUAUAAUUUUUUGAUAUGUUUUA